Messenger RNA from Capronia coronata CBS 617.96, 1104 nucleotides. RefSeq lists its product as uncharacterized. The record is from RefSeq and is a predicted model, not a curated record. NCBI's taxonomy places the organism in Eukaryota, Fungi, Ascomycota, Eurotiomycetes, Chaetothyriales, Herpotrichiellaceae. The coding region runs from base 1 to 1104 and encodes 367 amino acids. The transcript has a single exon.
AUGCUGGCGAUCCUGUUCGACCCUGACACACUCCUUCACAAGACCAUCGAACUGCUGGGGUCCAAGCUCAUUCCCGCCCUGGAGUCUCCUGAACGACUGGAAGCCAUUCUCAAGGCUUUGCGUAUCUCGGAAUAUGACAUUCGCACGGUACAGGAUGAUUCUGUCCGUGGAAAAGAACGGAUAGAACGAGUAUUGAACCUCAUCUCAGAAACUCACAACUACGGCUACCUACAGCAUCUCCGAGAAGUUCACGAUGAUUGGGUUUCGGCAGGGCUGAUUGACAAAGACGGCCAUGUUCUGCCUGAGUGUUUCUGGCUGCCCACAUCUACCGGCAAACCUAUGCGACCGCCCAAAGAUCCUUUCGCCCGCGCCGGGUAUUACGCCUUCGACAUGAGUUCCGACAUCAUGUCAGAAAGCUACCAGGCUAUUGUUGGGUCUGCCAAUCUCGCAUGUGAAGGGGCAGACAUGCUAUCAGGAUUCUCCCUGGAGGGCUCCGGCUCUGAUGUUGACACGGUGUUGGCGCUCUGUCGACCUCCAGGUCAUCAUUGUGACGGCCGCCGAGCGGGAGGGUAUUGCUACAUCAACAACGCCGCGCUUGCGGUGAGCACGUGGCGCGCUGCUCAUCCCGACGCACCGGUCGGAAUUCUUGACAUUGAUUUCCAUCACGGCAAUGGCACCCAGGAGAUCUUUUACGCCGACCCGAGAGUUUUAUACGUGAGUAUCCACGGUGAAGACGAGUUUCCCUACUACACUGGUGCUGAAGAUGAACGAGGCGUUGGUGAUGGUACUGGGAUGAACAUCAACUACCCGCUCAAAGUUGGCAGCUCUGUGGAUGAGUAUAUGGAGAAACUGGAGUUUGCAUUGCAGCAUCUGGUAGCUUACCAAGCGGGCUUUCUGAUAGUGAGUCUUGGUUUCGACACCUACCAUUCGGAUCCGUUGGGUUCUUUUCAGAUCCAUACGGAGGAUUAUGCCACCAUAGCAGCAGCUAUCAGGCACAAGUUAAAGGAUGUGCCAGCCUUGAUUCUUCUUGAGGGGGGUUAUGUGAUUGAGCAUCUGGGAGCCAACAUGUUGUCAUUUCUCAAAGGGUGGAAAUCUGUCAGUUGA